AUGCGGGCUGAUUUACUAGAAAUUAUUCAUGAAGAUAGUCAUGAGAUAUAUUUGACAGCCUUAAAUGAAUCAUUAAAAGAAAAAUUGACAACUUGGAUAUUGGGAUUUUUAGAUCUUAAAAGAAUUACAUGGUAUUCACAUAGAACGGUAUUAGAAAAGCUUAAGAAUUAUGAAGCAGUUCAUUCUAUAAAAGACUGGGAUGAUUUCAAGAGACGUGUUGGACCUGCAGUUCAUUCUAUAAAAGACUGGGAUGAUUUCAAGAGACGUGUUGGACCUGAUCGACGCUUAUUUGCAUUUUUUUUUCGUGGAAUGCCUCAUGAACCACUUGUAUUUAUAAAUGUGGCAUUAAAAAAUGAACUUUCAAAUAACAUUCAGGAAAUAUUGGAAGAACCAGAGUCAGAUCUGAUGUCAUCAUCAUAUUUUCAUGAAAUAAAACAUGCAAUAUUUUAUUCUAUCACCAGCCAACCAGGCCUGUCUGGUAUAGAAUUGGGCAAUUUUUUAAUUAAAAGAGUUGUUCGAGUAUUACAUAGUGAGUUUCCAAGUAUAGAAACCUUUUCAACAUUAAGCCCCAUACCUAGAUUUCGUAAAUGGUUAAUUACAAGAAUUAAUAUAGAAAAAAAUGGUAUAUUUAUUAAUAAUGAGGAAGGUCAAAUUAAAUUUUUAAAAGUUUCUUUGAAGCAAAAUGAUUCAUCACCAUUGAAUAUUAACAAAGAAGUGUCAGAAAAGUUUAAAGAAAUUCUUAGUACAAGAGAUUGGAUCAAUGAUGAAAAAAUUUUCUUUGUACUCAAACCAAUAUUAUUAAGGUUAUGCGCAAGAUAUAUUCUUACAGAAAAACAUAGGACUUUUGCACUUGAUCCUGUUGCCAAUUUCCAUAUACGUAAUGGUGCUUGUGUUCAUCGUUUGAAUUGGCUUGGAGAUGUUUCAGAGAAAGGACUCAAUGAAUCAUUUGGAAUGAUGAUAAAUUAUAAUUAUUUUCUUGAUUAUAUUGAAACUAACAAUCAAAAGUACAUGUCAAAAGGAACUAUCACAUUGUUAGAUGAAGAUCCUGUUUUAGUUCAAGAAGCAAAAAGAGAAAAUUCCAAUAUUCAUUUAAUUAAACCAGGAGAAAUUUGA
This is a messenger RNA of Entrophospora sp. SA101, 1113 nucleotides long. The record is from the annotation of a GenBank genome assembly. Lineage: Eukaryota; Fungi; Glomeromycota; Glomeromycetes; Entrophosporales; Entrophosporaceae.